Molecule: messenger RNA, 1780 nt
Organism: Paramuricea clavata
Lineage: Eukaryota; Metazoa; Cnidaria; Anthozoa; Malacalcyonacea; Plexauridae
Source: the annotation of a GenBank genome assembly
AUGGCGGUUUUCAAAGCCUUUCAUGGCGGAAUACCAACGUUUGACCCAAAAGGUGAGCCCACCAGUAUAGCUCCGAGGUGGAGAAGGUGGAAAAGAGCAUUCGAACUCUUUGUUGUCGGAAAAGGAAUUACCGACAAGACACAAAAACGAGCUUUGAUGUUACAUUGUGCUGGUAUGGAUGUACAGGAUAUUUUUGAUACUUUACCAGAUAAUGGCAAUGCUAAUGAUUAUGAUAAGGCGAUCGAAGCGUUGGAUACAUAUUUCAACCCUGCUGUUAAUGUACCGUAUGAAAGACAUAUGUUUCGUCGAAUGAGUCAAGAAGAAAGUGAGACAAUUGACCAAUUUGUAACAAGGCUGAAACAGAAAGCGUUGAGUUGUGAUUAUGGGGAAUCUAGUGAUGAAUUCAUCCGAGAUCAAGUCAUCGACAAAUGUCGUUCAGUGGCACUACGAAGAAAAUUGCUUGAAAGAGGACAAACUUUAACACUUAAGCAGCUUCAAGAAAUCUCAAGAGCACAUGAAGCUUCAUAUUUUCAAGCUAAUAAAAUUAAUGAUGACGCAGGACAUGAAGUCAAGAAAGAAAAUAUCAAUCGAAUCAAAGGGAAGUUUCAAAGUAAAUUUAAAUCACCCAACAAGAAAUGUUUCAGAUGUGGCAAAACAGACCACUUUGCCAAGUCACCAAAGUGUCCAGCAAAAUCUGCUGAAUGUCAUAAGUGUCAUAAGGAGGGACAUUUUGCAAGUGAGUGUAGAACUAAAGUCAGUAAUGAGAGAGACAAUAAAAAGAAAAUAAACUAUACAAGAGAAGAUCAGGAAUCCAAAGAGGGUGACAAUGAAUAUGCUUUUGUUGUUAAUCAUCAGUCGGAUGAAAACAGUGGUUUAGUCGAUAUCAAAGUUGGAGGAGUGUUGUGCAAUUUUCUUAUUGACUCUGGUUCAACGUGUAAUGUAAUCGAUAAAUCCUGUUGGGAGAAACUUAAAGCCAAGCAAAUAAAAUGUAAGUCGGAGAAAACAGCAACACAGAUUUAUUCAUAUGGAUCAAGUAAGCCACUUAUUGUUGCUGGGAAAUUUACAGCCGAUGUUGUAUGUCAAGGCAAAGAAGUAAAAGAAGCAGAAUUCAUAGUGAUUGAAGGCACCGGUAAGCCAUUACUGGGAAAGAAAACUGCUAUUCAAUUGAAUGUCUUGAAGAUUGGUCCACAACCUGUGAUAUCGGAAGGUGUCAACUCAGUCGAGGAUGACAAUACAUUCAGAGAUAGAAUGAUGAAAACAUAUUCGGGGUGUUUUAAAGGUAUUGGAAAGUUGAAAGACAGACAGCUGGAAGUUAACUUAGACCCAAAUGUGAAACCUGUGGCACAGAGAGCUCGUAACAUUCCAUAUGGAUUACAGUCUAAAGUUGAAAAGAAAUUAGAUGAAUUGGAAAGGCAAGGUAUAUUAGAAAAGGUAAAAGGACCAGCAAAAUGGGCAAGUCCACUUGUUGUUGUACCUAAGCCAAAUGGUGACAUUCGACUGUGUACGGACAUGCGCAAAGCCAAUGAAGCGAUUGUUAGAGAGAAGUUUCCUAUUCCUACAGUGGAUGAUAUCCUUCAUGAAAUAAAUGGUAGCAAAGUUUUCUCAAAAUUGGAUCUCAAAUAUGGAUAUUACCAGCUAGAGCUUGAAGAGAAAUCGAGAGAAAUCACAACCACUGUCACUCACAAGGGACAUUAUCGAUAUACACGUCUAAUUUUUGGUAUGAAUAAUGCAUCAGAAUAUUAUCAGUAUCAUAUUGGUGAUGCAAUUCGCGAUUGCGAAG